UGCAGCUGUGUCCACGCUGGCAGCUCAAUGGCAUUCAACAGUCAACAAGACAACAUGCCAUACCACAACCAUGGCUGGAGUGGCAGCUUUCUUAUGGAGCUUGCUGAGCUGCUUCUUUGAGGUGGCUUUCUUUUGGCAGCGAAAACUCUGGGCUUGGUGGAGGCAGAAGAGCAGACGAGAUCUCCUCCUGGAAGCUAUUGCAGACGCGAGGCUGUUUGAGGAGUGGGAGGCUGCCUCGUAUCAUCUCGACGAGUGUCUUGACUAUGAUUUGUGGCGCCAGAAUGCUACUAGCAAGUACUACGACCACCGUCUUAUCCACAACCGCUACACGGCUCUUCUUGAAGCCCUCGAAGACAACGACAUCCUUGGGCUCGUCAACCUCCUUCGAAGUGGUCUCGUCCGCAACCUUGGAAACAUAACGGCUUCGCGCCUUUUUAAUCGUGCAUAUGGUGGGACGAAACUGCUCAUCGAGGACUAUGUUACUCAGGUUGCAUACGCUAUUGAAUACCUCACGCAGUAUCCCACCACAACAAGCUCAGACACUGGGUUGACGAACCAGGCGAAGCUGGAUGUUCUACACGAUACAAGGCAGGCAUUUGGACGAUCAGCACUGGUGUUACAGGGUGGAGCAAUAUUUGGGCUUUGCCAUCUGGGUGUGGUAAAAGCGCUGCACCUCCGCGGUCUGCUCCCACGCAUCAUCGCCGGAACCGCCACGGGCGCUCUUAUUGCAGCAUUGGUGGGAGUCCACACCGAAGAUGAGCUCCUAGAAUUCCUGUCCGGGAAGAACAUCGACUUGACAGCCUUUACGAACCGGUCUUACAGACAAGGUGCUGGGAAGAGUGGGUGGCUAGAGACGUUUCUCCGACGCAUGAAGCGGUGGUGGGGUGAAGGCCAUUUUCUCGACGUCGGCGUGCUGGAAAAGCUUCUCAGGGCUAACGUGGGGGACAUGACGUUUGAAGAAGCGUACACGAGAACUAAAAGAGUGCUAAACAUCACCGUUACUACGAGUAGCGGAGCGGGCGUGCCGAAUUUGCUCAACUACCUCACCGCACCAAACGUCCUCAUAUGGUCCGCUGCUCUCGCCUCGAACGCAACAUCUUCCUCAACACUCUAUCACUCGGUAACGCUGAUGUGCAAAGAUGAAAACAACCAAAUCGUCCCCUGGUCUCCUGCAUCAGACACCACCUUUCGCCCCUGGACCCACGCUUCCUACUCAGACCGCAACUCCCCCCUCCACCGCAUCGCCGAGCUCUUCAACGUAAACCACUUCAUCGUCUCCCAAGCACGCCCUUACCUCGCCCCCUUCCUGCGCUCGGACCUGCACCACCCGAACCCCCGGCAAGACGGCCGCUGGCGCCUCAGCAUGCCCAUUCUACGCCUGAUCGUCCUCGAAGUCCAGCACCGCCUGCACCAGCUCGACGAGCUCGGCUACCUGUCCCCCUCCAUACGCCGUUUCCUGCUGGACGAGAACGUACCCGGAGCGAGCUUGACGUUGGUACCCGAGCUCACGCCCGGUGAUUUCUUCAAGCUGUUGGAGAAUCCAACGAAAGACGCGGUCGACUACUGGAUUCGCAGGGGCGAGAGGAGUGUGUGGCCUGCGGUCACGGCGCUGAAGAUUCGCUGCGCUAUCGAGGUCGAGUUGGAUCGCGGAUAUCAGCUGGUAAGGAGGAGAAAGCCGUUUGAUCAUGCGGGCGGUGGGGGAUUGCGGAAAAGUGGAAGUAGAGGGGAAGUGAGGUCGUCGUAUGGCGCGGAGGCGUAUGGCGAGAGUAGUGAGAGGGCAAAUAGGAAGGGUAGAGCAGCGAGUCUUGGUGGGGACACGACUUCUUGAAGGGUUGGGCGUCGUACACGCGACGGCUCAGAGAGGAUCUCCAGUUCACAUCUGCAAGAAAACAGCGAGCGAGGGUAUUAUAUUUCACCAAUAUUCUGAAGCGAGAAGCCACCCAACGUGAUAUCACAGAAGCCAAAAAGCCAAACUCCGUUGAUUCUCAUCAGAAUGCGUACGUUGCGUUGCGCUGCGUUGCGUGCCAACCCCCAUAUGCACCCUCCAAAUGCACCCCCUCAAUGGAUCCCUCCCAAACAGACAAAGGCGUUACAUGCAUCCAAAGCAAGGAAAACAAUAUCU
Dothidotthia symphoricarpi CBS 119687 is the source of this 2122-nucleotide messenger RNA. RefSeq lists its product as uncharacterized. Bases 71 to 1828 code for a protein of 585 amino acids. The record is from RefSeq and is a predicted model, not a curated record. The transcript has 4 exons. Gene Ontology annotation, molecular function: triacylglycerol lipase activity. NCBI's taxonomy places the organism in Eukaryota, Fungi, Ascomycota, Dothideomycetes, Pleosporales, Dothidotthiaceae. Gene Ontology annotation, biological process: lipid metabolic process.